Molecule: messenger RNA, 2131 nt
Organism: Propithecus coquereli (Coquerel's sifaka)
Lineage: Eukaryota; Metazoa; Chordata; Mammalia; Primates; Indriidae
Gene: ZNRF2
Product: zinc and ring finger 2, E3 ubiquitin protein ligase
Exons: 5
Coding region: 545-1267 (240 amino acids)
Source: RefSeq, a predicted model, not a curated record
CCUCUUUCUACGUUAAUAACAGCUGGGUGGCUGGGGGCGGGGGGGAAGGUGGCCCCAGCGGAGUCUGGGCGGGCGCCUCCCACUCACCCGCGAGCUGCCGUGGGAGCUAGAGGAUGGCGGCGGUAGCGGCGGCCGCCCGGGAGGAGGCGGUGCCGAGGCCCCGGGCGCAGAGCGCGGCGGCAGAGAGCGGCAGCGGCCCGUCGUCGGGCACCAGAACCGAAACCAGCGGCAGCCGCACAGCCACCUGAGCCGCCCCUUCCCGCCGGAGCCAGCGAGCCGCGCCCGCAGCUGGGCCCUCUUUCCUCUCCGCCUCUCCUCGUCUCUCGCGCCCCCGUCAGGCCGCCGGCCUUUCCCACCGCCCCCGAGAAGAAGAGCGCGCCGGGCGCCGAUCGCCCCUCGGGGCGCCUGGCGGCGGCCCUGGACGUGCGGGGGCCUUUCUGGGCCGGCCGCGGCGCCUCGGCCCUGCCCUUUCGCUCCUGCGCUCGCUCCCGCCCUCCCCGCGCUCGGAGCGCUGCGCGCGGGCCCGGCCCGGGGCAGGGCGGACAUGGGCGCCAAGCAGAGCGGCCCGGCCGCUGCUAACGGCCGCACCCGCGCGUACUCGGGCUCGGAUCUACCUUCCAGCAGCAGCGGAGGGGCCAACGGGACCGCAGGCGGCGGCGGCGGCGGGGCUCGGGCCGCGGCCACUGGGAGGUUUCCGGCUCAGGUGCCCGGCGCGCACCAGCCCAGCUCCUCGGGCGGCGCCGCGGCGGCCUCGGCGGCCCCGGCGGCCCCGCGCAGCCGCUCCCUCGGCGGGGCCGUGGGGAGCGUGGCGUCGGGUGCCCGCGCCGCGCAGUCCUCCUUCAACAUCCCCAAUAGCAGCAGCGGUCCGUACGGCUCGCAGGACUCGGUGCACAGCAGCCCCGAGGACGGCGGCGGCAGCAGGGACCGGCCGGCGGGCGGGGGCCCCGGCGGGCCGCGCCUGGUGAUCGGCUCCUUACCAGCUCACCUCUCGCCGCACAUGUUUGGAGGAUUUAAGUGCCCUGUAUGCUCAAAAUUUGUACCCUCAGAUGAAAUGGAUUUGCAUCUCGUGAUGUGUUUAACAAAGCCAAGAAUAACCUAUAAUGAGGAUGUACUGAGUAAAGAUGCUGGGGAAUGUGCAAUAUGCCUUGAAGAAUUGCAACAGGGAGAUACCAUAGCACGACUGCCUUGUCUAUGCAUAUAUCAUAAAGGCUGCAUAGAUGAAUGGUUUGAAGUAAAUAGAUCCUGCCCUGAGCACCCUUCAGAUUAAGCAUCAGAUUCCUGUUUUAUAGGUUUUCUUGUCUUUUCAAGAUGCUUGAAAAACUGAGAGGAUAUGAAGGCAUGUCUCUGGAAAAACAAAAACACGGGCAUACUCAUCCAGAAAUCUGAGUUAUGUGAGACUUGGUAAUACAGAGAUGGACAAUCAUACAGGAAGAAAGCCCUGCUGCAGAGAGGACAGUUAACACAGAACUCAGUGUACCAAACAUGCAUAUCAAGGACACACAGGGAUUUUGAAAAUGCUGCACAUCCCUUAUUAGUCAUCUACAUAGGUAAUACUGAUAAACAUUUUGUAUUCAGACACCAAAGUUAACUGAUUUAAAAGUUGAUUUACUUUUUAUUAAGUUCUCUAGAGCUGUGCAACUAGUUCUGUUUUGAUUUGUUUUGUCUUUUAGUUUGGGGUUUCUUUAUUUUCCCCAACAUAAUGUUUCUGCAUUCAUCUAUUCUUGAAUUGAAAACCACAUAAUUUACUUCUUAUAAACUAAAGUCUUAAAUGUGAAACCAAGAAAUGUAAUCAAGCAGUAAAAACAUUCUCUGAAUGUAGACCAUGAUCUCAAGUUCUUCCAUUUUUUUUCCCGUAAGAGUGGAAAAUAGACUUCUACAUAGGAAAGCUAAAAUAUGUUAAUAUUUUUAAAUUAAAGGUUUAAUAUUAUCAGAAUGCAGUCCAAAGAAUAAAUCAGGUUACAUAAUUACAUUUUAAUUAAUUAAAUGUAGAAUUAUCUACUGAAUUGCAAUGUAUUAAAUAUAUUGUUUCCUCUUAAAUAAAACUGCUCAACAUUUAAUCAGCAGUGAAUCAUCUUGCAGCUAUGCAACUUUUGAAAAAAUACAGAUUACCAAUUUUAAGUGUUGCCAGCUA